AUGACAAAAAUCGCAAAAGAUUUGCUAAUUAAUAUCGCUCAAAAUAUACUGACUGAUUCGAACGAAAUAAAGAAGCGAAAUUUUAUUGAAACGAUCGAAUUACAAGUUGUAUUAAAAAAUUAUGAUGUUUAUCGUGAAAAACGUUUCAGUGGAAACAUUCGUCUACGCAACGCUCCAAAAUUAAAAUACCGCGUUUGUGUUUAUGGCGAUGAACGUCAUUGUGAUGAAGCACGUGCAAACAAUAUUUCAUAUAUGUCUGUUGAUGACUUGAAAAGAUUAAAUAAAAACAAAAAAUUAAUUAAAAAACUAGAGCAUAAAUAUGAUGUAUUUUUGGCAUCUGAUACAAUUAUUCGUCAGAUACCCAGACUGUUAGGGCCCGGUCUAGGAAAGGCGGGCAAAUUUCCAACACUCAUUACACAUGAUGACAAUUUAAUGGAAAAAAUUGCACAAUUAAAAUCAACAGUUAGGUUUCGAUUAAAGAAAACGUCAACGUUAAAUGUAGCUGUUGGGAAUGUAACUAUGAACAGUCAACAGUUGGUAGAAAAUAUUAAUACGGCAAUUAAUUUUCUCAUCUCAUUAUUGCGAAAACGUUGGCAUCAUUUGUGGUUCGCUGAUAUUAAUAAUAAAAAUCAUGAAAAUAAAUUCGUUAUUAAUGAACCCACAAAGUCAUCCUUUUUAUUACCGUUGUCGCCGUUGUUUGAUGCCGUUGUUGACGAUGAUUUUUUAGCUGUAAAAUCAUUUAUUGACAAACGAUACGAUAUUAAUACACAGGAUAAUGAUGGAAUAACAGCACUUCAUCUUGCUGCUUAUUUCAAACGUGAGUCAACUUGUGAUAUAUUACUGUCAAAUGGCUGCUAUGUUAAUGCAAAAGACAAGCGAUUUUUAACACCGUUAUUUUAUGCAUGCAAAUCAGAUUGUUCAACAAUUGUUCAAAUGUUGACUGAAUAUGGAGCCGAUUGCACAUCUCAGAAUAAACAUUAUCAAACACCACUUCAUAUAUGUGCCCAAUCGUCAAAUGGUACAUCUUGUGCCGUUCAUCUUCUACCACGUAUUCAUGAUAUUGAUGCAAGUGACGAAGAAAGACGAACACCACUUCAUUAUGCUUGUUUUUUCAACAAUAUUGAAAUGUGUUCUCUUCUUCUAUCCAAUGGAUCAAAUCCAAAUUUACAAGAUAAAACUGGUAAUAGUCCCCUUCAUUAUGCUUGCGAGAAAGGCUUUGUUGAAAUAAUUGAGUUAUUACUCAAUGGAAAACAUAAAGUGAAUUUAAAUUGCACGGAUAAUAAUCUCAUAACACCACUUCACUUAUGUGCAUUUAAUGGACAUAGUGAUUGUUUGAAAAAAUUGAUUGAUUCAGGUGCCAAUAUUGAUGUUCGAACAACCAGUGGUGCUCUGCCCAUACAUUAUGCGGCAUAUUUCGGAAAUAUUGAUCUUUUAAAUAUUCUUCUAAAUCGAUCACAAAAACGAACACAACUGGAUGAUACAGAUCUAAUUGGAAAUACAUUACUUCAUUUUGCUGCGUGUACAAUGUCAUUUAAUUCUACAAUUAUUAAUCAUAUAUUAACACUUGAAAAAACGUUGUUGAAUGUAAAAAAUAAUCGCGGACAAACACCAUUGCAUUUAGCUGUUUCGCAUAAUAAUAUCGAUGCCGUUUCUCAAUUAAUCAAUGCUGGUGUUGAUGCCAGCAUAGUUGAUAAUGAUCAUUUAUCUCCAUUACAUUUAUGUACUUCAUUGAUGACCGUAUCAAAUCGUUCAUGCAUUUUAUCUAAACUCGUUUCUUAUUAUCCGAAUGGUUUAUGUCAACAAAAUAGUGAUGGUUUAAUUCCAUUACAUUCAGCAUUAUUAGCAAAAGAUUAUUUGACUAUUGAUAUUUUAUUACCAUCCGAAGAAUUUGAACUUAUUGAACAAGCAAAACAAUCAUUAAGAAUAAAUGAUAAUUAUGGUCGAUGUUCAAUUCAUUUUGCAUCAGGAAUUGGUUAUACAAAAUUAAUAAAAGAACAUUUUACAGAAAAUGAUGUUAAUAUAAUUAAUCAACAAGAUAUUUAUGGUUUAUCUCCAUUACAUCAUUCAUGUGUCGAUUGGCAUGGUUUAAAUUCAAUUGAUGUUCUACUAAAAUUAGGUGCAAAUGUUAAUUUGAAAUGUUUUGACUUUGAAGGAAUUCCAUUACAUUAUGCAUUUGUUUAUUGUUGUUCAUCUGAUGUUAUUGAAAAAUUGUUAAAAGCUGGUAGUGAUCCAUCUAUUCGAACUAAACAUGGAUGGGAUUGUUUGUCAUAUGCUGUUAUUCAAAAUGAUAUUAAUUUACUUAGAUUAUUAUCAACAUAUUAUUCGUAUAAUAUUAAUAGAGAACAAGAAUUUAAUGUAUUACAUUUAGCAUCAGUCUAUGGAAAAGAUAUUAUUUUUGAAUAUUUAAUUGAUAAUUAUUUUUCUGGUCAAGUAGACAUGUGUACAUCGGAUGGUUAUACAGCAUUACAAUUAUGCUCAUUAUAUGGAGAUAUUAGUUGUAUUAAUAUUCUUAUUAAUAGAAAAGCGAAUGUUAGUAAAAUAAAUACAAUAGAUGGAAAAACAUGUUUACAUUAUUCAGCUCAAAAUGGACAUACCGAAUGUUUACAUACACUUUUGCAUGAAUUACAACUGAAUAAUACACUAUCAACAGUUAUCGAUCUAGUUGAUACCAUUGGAAAAACUGCAUUACAUUAUGCCGUUGAAUCAGCUUCGCCAACCUGUGUAAGACAUUUAUUAAAAUUUGAUUGUAAUUUAAAUAUUGGCGAUAAAAAUGGUUUAACACCAUUACAUUAUUGUGCUCUUUUAAAUUCUGAAGAAUGUUUACAAGAAUUACUUGAAAAUGAACAUAUACUUCUUACAAUAACAUCGAUAGUUGAUAAACAAAAAAAAUUACCAUUACAUUAUGCUGAUGGAAACGUUACAAUAUUAUCAACACUACUCGAAUUUGAUUACAAAGACGUUGGGGAUGAAUACGCAUUUAGUCCUUUACAUUAUGCUGCAUUUCGAGGUCAUGAAACCGCUGUUCGAAUUAUAAUUGAAUCUGGUCAGUUUGGUUUAUUAUGUUGGAAAACAAGUCGAAUCACACCGUUACAUCUUGCAUGUUUGAAAGGUCAUUUAUCAUGUGUGAAAACAAUAUUAAAAUCAUUCCAUAAAGAUUCCAUACAGUUCAUUAUUAAUCUACAAACAAAACAUGAAAAAUUGACGCCUCUACAUUUGGCUGUUUUCAAUAAAGAUUAUCUCUGUACAAAACAAUUGCUAAAAUAUUCAGCAAAAAUCAAUUGUUUUGAUCAUUUGAACCGUACACCAUUGGAUUAUGCGAAAGAAAAUGGCUUAAAUUCAAUUGUUGAGUUAUUAUCCAGUGUAAAAGAUCCGAAAAAUAUCUGA
This is a messenger RNA of Didymodactylos carnosus, 3384 nucleotides long. Lineage: Eukaryota; Metazoa; Rotifera; Eurotatoria; Philodinida; Philodinidae. The record is from the annotation of a GenBank genome assembly.